Priapulus caudatus is the source of this 2142-nucleotide messenger RNA. RefSeq names its product arf-GAP with dual PH domain-containing protein 1-like. The record is from RefSeq and is a predicted model, not a curated record. Gene Ontology annotation, biological process: positive regulation of GTPase activity. Gene Ontology annotation, molecular function: GTPase activator activity; phosphatidylinositol bisphosphate binding. Gene Ontology annotation, cellular component: plasma membrane; intracellular membrane-bounded organelle. The transcript is spliced from 9 exons. NCBI's taxonomy places the organism in Eukaryota, Metazoa, Priapulida, Priapulimorpha, Priapulimorphida, Priapulidae. Bases 60 to 1181 code for a protein of 373 amino acids.
ACCAAUGAGCAACAAGUGUUUCAAGCACUCUGAUGUGAUCGAGCCUGUAGAACAACAACAUGAGUAGCUUAGAGAAGAACAGGUCGAAGUUGGUAGCUCUUCUUGCAAAGCCCGGGAGCGGUAACAACUCUUGCGCAGAUUGUCUCGAUACAGAUCCAGACUGGGCAUCUAGCAACUUGGGUGUGUUCCUGUGUACGAAAUGCGCAGGCUUCCACCGGAAUCUGGGCUCACACAUUAGCAAGGUGAAGUCGCUGCGACUGGACAACUGGGAGUCACAUCAGGUGGAGUUCAUGGACGCUAAUGGGAAUAUGGUAGCAAAGGAAAAAUUUGAAAAGAAUGUCCCUCUCUUCUACAGGCAUCCAGGACCAAAUGAUCCAGAUGUCUUACGUGAGCAGUGGAUACGCGCAAAGUACGACCGCAAGGAGUUUACUGGCCCGGAACCUGUACACUACCUGCAAGGAGGCGUCAAGGAGGGAUACCUGUACAAGCGUGGCAAAGACGAUCACCGCUUUCAGCUGCGCAGGUUCUUUCUCAACGAGCAUGACUACACCCUGCGAUACUUCGUAAAGGAGAACAAAGAGCCAAAAGAUGUCAUCCCCAUACAAGAUAUGAAUGCCUGCUUUUGCCCUCUGAAAAUGUCCAACCCAAAUGGAAUGCAAAUUACUUACUUGAAAGAUGGAAAUUCCAGAUGCUUGUACCUUUACAGUGAAGAUGGAAAGGACAUCGUUGACUGGUACAAUGCGAUAAGAGCUGCCAAGAUGACACUAAAUCGAGUGGCUUUUCCAGGAACCAAAGACAAGGUGCUAGCACGCCGUCUUGUCAGAGAUUUCAUCAAGGAGGGUUGGCUGUGGAAGACGGGACCUUCAGGCAAGGAGUCGUAUAAACAGAGAUGGUUCUCAUUAGAUGACCGACGACUGAUGUACUUCAACCAGCCGAUGGAUGCUUAUCCCAUUAAAGACAUAUUCCUAGGAACAGAAGAGGAGGGUUAUAAGGUGAGGGAAGGCCUUCCACCAGGAUUCAGGGAAAAGGAACAAACGUAUGGCUUCACAUUAAAGAUACCAGGAAGAGAGUUCAAGCUUUGCGCAGAUGCACAUGAUGAGCGGCAGUCGUGGAUGAAGGUGCUGAUGCAAGUAUUCCAGCGCCCCCUAUCUCCCCAAGAUAACAGUGCCAGGUUUCGGUGAACACAACUGUGCCUCUAGUAUAUGAGGGCAAGCAUAUCAAGGUUUUCCUUGCUUUGCCAUGUCGAGACAUUGAUCGGUACUUGUCAGUGUGGUAGGUGGUACCAUAGCAUGCAUUCCUGGAUUCAAGUAUUUGUUCUUGACAAGUAAUAAAUUAAGCAGAAAUGAACAUAAGUGCGUAUUAUGUUGCCAAUGCAUGAAUUUUAUCAAUUAUUCAUGAGGUCUUAUUUUAUUUUAUUAUCAUGGGUUUUGAAACUAUGUAGUGAUGCUGUAACUUCUCUUCUGUAUGUUAAAAAAUGUGCAUUUAGAUGAAUAUUGAGCUGCAGCAACAUUGAAUUUUAAAAUUAGAAAUCAAGUUAGGUUCAAACGAAUUUUAAAAUCAAUUGAAGUUUAUAAUUUGUAUAAUAUGUUGUUUUUAUACAGUCUCAUAUAUAACAGAAUACACGAUUUAAAACUGAAAUAAAUUAUACUAUUUUUACUAUCUAGAGAUGUGGUACAAAUAUGGUUUUUAUUACUAUUUAAAUACACACUAAUGUAUUUUUGCAUUUCUAAAAUUGUUUAUAUAUAUGUGUAUUAUAACAGCGAAGAAAGUGUCCUUAGUUAAAUGGCGUUAAAUUUACAGGCAUAAUGUAUUCAGCAGAAGAAGACACUUGAAACCUAUGUGCAAAGUUUCAUUACAUAACGAUUGAGCAAAUUAUAAUCAUAAUUUGAAUUAGUAUGUUAUUUUCUGCAACUUUUCUGUGUAAAAUUUGUCAUGAAAUACCCGUUUCCUUUUGUCUAUCAUCCAACUGGUAGCAUUCUGUGUUCUGCAGCAGCCACGUUUGAAAUUCCACAGUAACUUGUAUCUCUAACGUAACUUCUCUAAACACUUUGCUUCUUGAAGUCUGGAAAAUAUUAAAAAUGAUGGCAGCUAUUGAGUGUGUUUAUCAAUAGAAAUGGUGCUUACCCGCACACUGAAUCUAUA